UUCGCGAUGUCAAAUAAGGCACCUGCUCUGUCGAGACUGCAAAAGGAAUUCAAAGAGUUCACAAACAAACCAUUAGAAUGGGCUACGAUGAAAGUGGUGGACGACAACUUGCACCAUUGGAGAGUGACAAUUGAAGGGCCUGAAAAAACUCCCUACGAAAGCGGCUUUUUUACAAUAGAUCUCGAAAUGCCAGCCGAGUACCCCUUCAAACCACCCAAAGUUAAGUUCAUUACCAAAGUCUAUCAUCCUAACAUUCUGAAAAAAGACGGCUCCAUUUGCGCGGAGGUUCUCGGCUCCACCUGGUCCCCCCAAAUUAAACUGCACGAAGUUUUGUUGAUAUUGCGAAGCAUGCUUGCUGAACCCAACGUCGACUCUCCACUGGAAGAAGAGAUCGCUGAACAAUUUCAGAAUAACCGCGAUACAUACAAUAAGACUGCAAAAUAUUGGACGAAAAAAUACGCAAAAAAAGAAAAAUGA
Messenger RNA from Schistocerca gregaria, 477 nucleotides. RefSeq names its product ubiquitin conjugating enzyme E2 B-like. Bases 7 to 477 code for a protein of 156 amino acids. NCBI's taxonomy places the organism in Eukaryota, Metazoa, Arthropoda, Insecta, Orthoptera, Acrididae. The record is from RefSeq and is a predicted model, not a curated record. The transcript has 5 exons.